GGUUAUGUUUACAUUAAAUUUAACUACCAAUACUUACAAAUUUUUCUGUAGUCUAACCAAGUUAGACCAAAUUGUUUAUUGAAAUGGAGAAAUUAAAACAAAUAAAUCGUAAAUGUAAACGAUUUUCAGCACGCUUAAAGACUUCAAAGGGAGUUUUAUGUGUUGAAAAACCAACUACUAACAUAGUGUUGUGUAACGUAGGCCAGGCUACUGGCUUUCUCAAGGAAGAUGCUAACAAUCUCCAACAAGAGCUACCCACAGUAAACAUACUUAAAUACAUUGCUGAAAAAGGCGAAUCACACUCUUUUUUAGUGUUUACUGAUGUUAAAAGUUCUCAACUGUUUUAUGAAGCUCACAAUGGUAAAGCAAAGGCGAUGAAUGGAACAUUAAUUUAUAUGAAUUAUGUUGAAGAAGUUCCAAGUGAUGAGAUACUUUGCACAGCAGAUCCACCAAAAGGACUUCAAAUAAUACCUAAUUUUAUUACAAUUGAAGAAGAAAUUGCAUUUAUAACACUCUUUGAUUGGAUGGAUGAGUCUAACCUAAAGAAUCGACAAGUAAAACAUUAUGGGUAUGAAUUUAGAUAUGGCAGCAAUGAUGUGGAUUUAAACACCCCCUUAGAUGAAAAAAUUCCUUCUCAGUGUGAUAUUUUAUGGGAAAGAUUGAGAGCUCAAGGCAUUGCUAUAAAUGUACCAGAUCAACUUACUGUAAAUAAAUAUUUGCCCGGACAAGGAAUUCCAUCACAUGUUGAUAGACACAGCCCCUUUGGGGAUACAAUAUUAUCUCUUUCACUAGGCUCAGAUGUUGUUAUGGACUGGAAGCAUCAUAGUAAUAAAUAUGUACCCAUUGUGGUGCCUGCUCGGUCUAUGCUUGUUAUGCAGGAGGAGGCAAGAUAUGACUGGCAGCAUGCUAUUCAACCUCGUACAAGGGACCCCAUAGUACAGACUAGAAAACACGAGAGAGUUAUAACUGGUGAUACUAGACCUCGUGACACAAGAAUAUCUCUUACUUUCCGUAAGACAAGAGAGGGACCAUGUGAAUGUAGUUAUAACAUUUUGUGUGACCGAUUUAAAAAUGAUGGGGAGAUAGACAAUGUAUUAGCAUCGCAUUUAGAGGAGUUGCAUGUACACCAGGUGUAUGAACAAAUAGCGGGUCAUUUUAGUACGACGCGUCACAAGCGCUGGCCUCGGGUUGAUGAAUUUUUGCAGAGCGUACCCUCCGGUGCGGUGUUACUAGACCUUGGGGCCGGAAAUGGCAAGAAUAUAUUGAACAGGAAUGAUAUUUUGCAGAUAGCAGGCGAACGUAGUGCAGGGUUGUUAUUAGAAUGUUCGGCGCACACACGCGCUAUAUCCGGCUCGGAUUGUGUCAGACUCGACUUACUUCACUCGCCGUUAAGGGACGCGUGUGCGGACGUCAUUAUUUGUAUCGCUGUCAUACAUCACUUUUGUAGCGAGGCAAGAAGAAAACAAUCGAUCCUUACGAUCGCGCGUCUUCUCCGUCCCGGAGGCGUCGCUCUCAUCACUGUGUGGGCCAAAGACCAGACCAAAUCGAACUACUUGGACACAAACAAGGAAAACCGCGAUACAGACCUAGUGACCACGAUUGGAGGUGUAAAUCUUCCAAUACACGAAAAUAGAACACAAUUUCAGCAUUCAGAUCUCCUAGUUCCGUGGAAAUUGAGGCAAAUCCGGGAUAAAAAGUUAACGAAGACGUCUGACACGUUUUUGAGGUAUUACCACGUGUUCGAAGACGGCGAAUUGGAUGAUUUGUGUAAACCGGAACUCGAGAUUCAGAACAGUUUCUAUGAGGAAGGAAAUUGGUGUGUUGUUUGUAAGAAAUUGUAAAAAGUCAUAGUAUUGUGUAUAUCGGAUAGUCUUUUUUAUUAAAUUAUAGAUUAUUUAUAUUAAAGUCUAUAUUAACCCUUCAAACGUCAAAUGUCAGAUGUCUAACGUGAUCGCUCGCGCCAUCUGUCAAACAUAGAUUCCCAGUGACAUUGAAUUCUCCUAAUAUCAUAGAUUUACAUACAUACAUUAAAAAUUAACACUCGACACUGACAAAUAUACUAUUAAAACGCGCGAAUGCGUAAUUUCAAGUUACCAGUGACCAUUUUGAAAAACUUAUGAUUACUUUUAUCACAUGACAUGUCUUGGCUGGUAUUAACAAUGUCGGUAUAGCAGUGGAACUUAUUAUCGCUCUCCAUGUUAAAUCUUACAAUUAGAGCACAGUAAUUUUCCGUUACUUGAAAACAUAAAAGGAAUCUAUUAAUGUGUAAAUUUGCUAAUAACUACACCAUGAAAUGAUUUUUCUAUUUUUUUGAUUAUGAAAUGAAUAUCGCUUUGUUGACCCCAAAAUAGAAUAUAACUAAAAUUGCUACAUUUAUAACAAAGUCAAAUCGUGCUCUAAGGUUAAAAAAGUCAAAAUUCUCCAAAGUUCAGAAAUCCAAGCCAAGUUGUGAUUAUAGGUAAAAUAAAACAGUAAAAUAACCACGGAAAAUUAAGGUUGAAAGAGGAACAGACAACGAAUGAAAAAUGUCACCGGCCAUGACAGUUAAAACCACAUGUACUCUGUGGUUGUUAAAACUUAAAAAAUAUUUUUUUAGCUUCUAUCAAUGAAAACGGUGAUUUGGUGCUUAAUAACGUAGGGA
Pieris brassicae (large cabbage white) is the source of this 2641-nucleotide messenger RNA. Its product is annotated as alkylated DNA repair protein alkB homolog 8. NCBI's taxonomy places the organism in Eukaryota, Metazoa, Arthropoda, Insecta, Lepidoptera, Pieridae. The record is from RefSeq and is a predicted model, not a curated record. Gene Ontology annotation, biological process: tRNA wobble uridine modification. Bases 84 to 1841 code for a protein of 585 amino acids. The transcript is spliced from 8 exons. Gene Ontology annotation, molecular function: tRNA binding; S-adenosylmethionine-dependent methyltransferase activity. Gene Ontology annotation, cellular component: cytoplasm; nucleus.